Erythranthe guttata (spotted monkey flower) is the source of this 3843-nucleotide messenger RNA. RefSeq lists its product as uncharacterized. Gene Ontology annotation, cellular component: CCR4-NOT complex. Lineage: Eukaryota; Viridiplantae; Streptophyta; Magnoliopsida; Lamiales; Phrymaceae. The record is from RefSeq and is a predicted model, not a curated record. Gene Ontology annotation, molecular function: ubiquitin-protein transferase activity; RNA binding. Gene Ontology annotation, biological process: protein ubiquitination.
AUUAUUAUUUAUGACGUAUGCUGCACAAAACCCGAAAACCAAACCCAAACAAUAAUAUAAGAACAGAAAACCGACCCAGAUGGGUAAAAAAUUGCAUAAAAACACAACCCAUCACCCAAAGCCAACCCUUUCUCACCUUUUUCUUUCUCUCACUGUAAUUCUCUCUCGCUGAAUCUUCAGUCUUUGUGGCUCUCUUUCUCUCGCUCUAUAAUUGUAUCUAUUUUCUGUAUCGCUAUUUUAUCGUAUCCAAUUUUUUCUCGAUCCAAUCAUCAUCUGCAAUCAUGAGUGACGGAGGAGAGAAGACUUGCCCCCUAUGCGCUGAGGAGAUGGAUUUGACUGAUCAGCAGCUGAAGCCUUGCAAGUGUGGCUACGAGAUUUGUGUUUGGUGCUGGCAUCAUAUUAUGGAUAUGGCUGAGAAAGAUGAGACAGAAGGGCGUUGUCCAGCAUGUCGUACUCCCUAUAAUAAGGAAAAGAUUGUUGGAACAGCUUCGAGUUGUGAAAGGCUUGUUUCUGAGAUGAAUGUGGAGAAAAAGAUUAAGUCACAGAAGGGGAAGAGCAAAAUCUCAGAAGGAAGGAAGCAACUUGCUAGUGUACGAGUUAUCCAGAGGAAUCUCGUUUAUGUUGUGGGCUUGCCGCUUAGUUUGGCAGAUGAAGAUAUUCUUCAGUACAAAGAAUAUUUUGGUCAGUACGGAAAGGUGCUGAAGGUUUCUAUCUCCCGGACAGCAGCUGGUACUAUACAACAGUUUGCAAAUAGCACAUGCAGUGUAUAUAUCACAUAUUCAAAGGAGGAAGAAGCUGUUCGAUGUAUCCAGUCAGUACAUGGAUUUGUUUUGGAUGCUAGACCCCUGAGGGCAUGCUUCGGCACUACUAAAUACUGCCAUGCGUGGCUGAGAAGCGCGCCUUGCACCAACGUCGAUUGUCUAUAUUUGCACGAGAUUGGUUCACAUGAGGACAGUUUUACUAAGGACGAAAUAGUAUCUGCUUACACAAGGGUUCAGCAAAUUACUGGUCCCUCAAAUGGUACACAACGGCGUUCAGGAAAUGUGUUACCUCCACCAGUCGACGAGUAUAUCAAUAACACACCUGCUUCAUCUGGGAAGCUUAUAAGUAAACCUGCUGUAAAUACAAAUCAGAACUCAACAAUCAGUGCUAGAGUUUCUCCACCAAACAGCAGCUCUGGUAGAUCUGCUGCUCUCCCCCCUGGAGCGUCAUGGGGAACUCGUGCUUCAAAUAACCAGUCUUCGCUUACAAGUGUAGAAUGUUCUAAUGGACCCCUUAAACAGAAAACAGAUAUGUGUAAUGAGACAGUGGCAUGCUCAACUGCAAGCGCAAGCCAAAGUCAGAUUUCCUCAUUUGCCAGUAAUACCAGAAAAGAAUUGGCCCCUAAUGAAGAAAACAUUAGUUCUCAAGAUAAAAGUUUAGCAGAAGCUUCGGGACCAUCCGAAGAGAAAUCAAAGACAGAAAGUAGAGUUAUUGUUUCCGAGAGCUCCUCCGCAUCUGUACAUCCUGCCAACUUGCUCGUAAAUACAGAGUCCCAUGGCCUAUCAACAACCAAGCUGCUAUCAAGAACCAAUCUGUUACCUAAUAGUAAUAAUACUACUGUUGACUCUUCAUUAACUUCUGGUCGACUUAUUUCAGACACACAAUCUACUGAUGCCAAAGAUAGAAACAUGGAGAAUGUAUGCUCUGAUUUUUUAUCAAUGAGCAUUCAUGAAAACCAUGUUUUAGAAAACGGCCAUGUCCAGUACACUAGAGAACCGGCUACUUCUCAAAUGUCUGGAAGAGGAGCUGCAAAUACAAGUGAGCAGCUCGAUUUCAAAGAUGUCAAGUCUGAUCUUGGACUGGGAAUGCCAAGUGAAGCAACAAAAGUCGAUUUGCGUGAAAUAGAAGACGAAUUAUUGUCUUUUGAUAACCAAAGACUAAAGGAUCCUGAGGUUCCUAUCAACAGAGUACUAGAUUUUCCUCUGUCUCAUCUGUCAAAUCAUUCUAGUACCUAUUCUCAGUAUAGUAAUGCUAAUGGUUUGACAAGUUUUGAUGUGGAUAAUCAGGCCAUGGAUAGACACAGAAAUUUGGCAGGUUCUACUUCAUAUUUUCCUCAUGCAUAUCAUGAGAAUAUACUCAGGAAUCCUGAGGUUAAUGAUAUUGAAUAUUCUAGUUUGUUUCCUGGUAAGGAUAAAAGGUCACUGCUGGGGAGAUAUGAAGGUGAAGUAGCUAGGGGGGCUUCUGAUAUGGGAGAGAGCAGUAUAAUAUCUAAUAUGUUAUCGAUUGGCUUUGAUAGAUGGGAUGAGUCAUUAACUUCACCUCAGAACUUGGCUAAGUUGUUAGGUGAAACUGAUAAACGGCAAGAAUCUUUUGGGAUACCAAUUUCACGGAAAAUCCAUAAUAGCAAUCAGUCAAGGUUUUCGUUUGCUAGAGAGGAGCCCAUUAGCCAAACAUCUGAUUUUGGACAAUUUUUUGAUCGCUUUGAAGAAGGCUUUAAGCAGCCUUCUUUUGGUCAUGAUUUCUCUAACAGUAACUUGCGUCAUGAAACGUUAGCCAGUCGCAAUGGUUUUCCUGUUUUCAAUGGCAUGGAAUCAGAGAUGUUUGCUGGCAAUCAUUCUUUUGCAUCUUCUAACAGAAGUUCUGGUUCAAGAUCUCAAAUAUCAGCCCCUCCAGGAUUUUCUGUGCCUAGCAGGGCACCUCCACCAGGCUUUAUUUCUCAUGAAAGGACAGAUCAAAUACUGGACUCAGUCCCUGGGAACCAAAUGUUUGAUUCUUCACCUUUUUCAAGAAAUCUUUACCACACACUAUCAGGUGGUAAUAACACCAUUAGUGACGGUGAUAUCGAGUUUAUGGAUCCUGCAAUUUUGGCAGUAGGCAAAGGCACAGUUCCAGCUGGCAUCAACUACUCCGGCGUAGACUUGAGGUCAAAUUUUUCUUCACAGCAGAAUUCAUACGAAGGGGCGAGAUUCCAAUCGUUUUUGCAAAGAUCGCUUCCUCCACAUCAGAAUCAAAGAUACGCUGAUAUGGGGGAUAGUUUUUCUCCCCAUGGUGAUGCUUAUGGAGUUCCUUCUAGAGCUGUGGAGCAAACACUAGCCAAUAAUCUCUCUCCAUAUUCUCAGUUCAACCAUCCUCAGUCUAGAAAUGGUAUAACUUCUAACGGCCAAUGGGAUAGCUGGAAUGAGGUACAAGGUGGGAAUAACUUGGGUAUGGCAGAACUACUCAGGAAUGAGAGAUUGGGGUACAAUAAUAAUAAUAGCAUUAAUAAUAAUAAUAAUAAUAAAUUCUACAAUGGUUAUGAAGAUUCCAAAAUGCGAAUGCCUAGUUCCGGCAAUAUAUACAAUGGGGCUUACGGGAUUUAAUUGGACUUCUUAUUUGGGGUUGUUUGAUUUCUUGUGUGUCGGACUUUGACGAACCUGCGUUAGGGUUUCGAAGAUUGGCACAUAGAUGAAUGACCGAAUAAGUGGCUGUUGUAUUGAAUUAUUCACUUGUGAGAGUGGGCCUAUGAAGUCUGUAAAAUGUUCCCGUUUAAAGGAGACAAGAGUGAGUCGGAGAUUAGUCUGACGAGGGCUGCUUUCAGGUUGGUGAAGGAUCGAACCUUCUCAAAUGGGGAGUCUGGAAACCAACAGGUGAAAGGAGCUUGAGAAUGAGGCUUGAUUCGAUUGUUACACAAGAAAAUAUUAUACUUUUCGUUUAAAUGGGAGGCUUUAAAAGAACCGCCGACUACUUUAAUUUUCCGUCCACUGAUUCCUGGUCGGUGUUUUAUUAUUUUCUUUUCUUUUCUUUUUUCGAUUUUUCGGGUUUGGUGGGGUACAAAAUUGUGAAAAUAACUACAUUUGAAAUAAAAGAAGUGGGUUCAAUUAA